AUGAAAAUAUACGAACAUGUAUGUAAUACUUUGACUGAAAAAAUAUUGAUUAUAAACACACACACACAGGCAUCUAUCUAUCUAUCUAUCUAUCUAUCUAUCUAUCUAUCUAUCUAUCUAUACAUAUAUAUAUAUAUAUAUAAUAUUUUAUCAAUUCUUUCGUCUUGGUAUUUCGCUUAUCACAAAUGUUUUCCAUUCUUUUACGUACUUCACGUAUUUCUUUCUUUCUUUGACUUUCUGUCUCUUACUAUUGUCUUGUGUUUUUUUUCUUUCUUUCCAUUUUAUUUGUUUUUCUUUCUUUCUUUCUCUCUUUUUUGUCUUUUUUUUCAUUUCUUUAUUCAUUCUCCGCAUUAUUUUCUAUAUUUCCUGAUCUUCCAUUAUUUUAAUGUCUUUUAUCUAUCUAUCUAUCUAUCUAUCUAUCUCAAGAGAGAGAGAGAGAGAGAGAGAUUGUCCAUAUCUCUCUGUUACUCUCUGUUUCUCUCUGGCUGUCCAUUAUCUAUCUAUCUAUCUAUCUAUCUAUCUAUCUAUCUAUCUAUCUAUCUCAUCUCUUCAUCUAUCUAUCUAUCUAUCUAUCUAUCUAUCUAUCUAACUAUCUAUCUAUCUCAGUCUCUUCAUCUAUCUAUCUAUCUAUCUAUCUAUCUAUCUAUCUAUCUCUCAGUCUCUUCAUCUAUUCAUCUAUCUAUCUAUCUAUCUAUCUAUCUAUCUAUCAGUCUCUUCAUCUAUCUAACUAUCUAUCUAUCUCAGUCUCUUCAUCUAUCUAUCUAUCUAUCUAUCUAUCUAUCUAUCUAUCUAUCUAUCUAUCACAGUCUCUUCAUCUAUCUAUCUAUCUAUCUAUCUAUCUAUCUAUCUAUCUAUCUAUCUAUCUAUCUCAGUCUCUUCAUCUAUCUAUCCAUCUAUCUAUCUAUUUAUCUAUCUGUCUAUCUAUCACAGUCUCUUCAUCUAUCUAUCUAUCUAUCUAUCUCAUUCUGUUCAUAUCUAUCUCUCUACCUUUCUUUCUUUCUUUCUUUCCAUUGUAGUUGUUUCUUCUUUCGUUCUUAUUUUUUAGUUUUUCUUUUUAAUUUUUUUCAUUCAUUCUUUCCUUUUAACUUUCUUUUAUUUUUUGCCGUUUUCUGCUUCCUUCUUUGCUUUUGCGUUUCUUCCUUUCAUCUGUUUUCUCUUCAGUUACGUCUUUUUAUUCAUUCAUUCAUUUAUUCAUUUGAUCUUUUUGUCUUUCUUUAUUUUUUAUUCUUUUCUCUUUACGUCUUUUCCUUCUUUCGUUUCUUCUUUCUUUCUCGUUUUACCUUACAUAUUUCCUUCCUUCCUUCCUUCCUUCCUUCAUUCAUUCAUUCAUUCAUUCAUUCAUUCAUUUGA
This is a messenger RNA of Acanthosepion pharaonis, 1350 nucleotides long. NCBI's taxonomy places the organism in Eukaryota, Metazoa, Mollusca, Cephalopoda, Sepiida, Sepiidae. The record is from the annotation of a GenBank genome assembly.